AUGGCCUGGAAGAGACGGGCAUCCUCGGAAACCGAUCCGGAGGCUAUGUCAGCUCCCGUUCUGAAAAGAGCCAGGACAGCCAAGGAGGAGGCGCUCGAAAGUCCAGCACAGUCCGAGCAGUAUAUCGAACUUCCCGAGCUUCCACUCACACUUGGGUCUGCGCCGACACCUGGAUUGGAGCCGAUCACCACACCCGUAUCGGGCAAUAAGUGGGAGCAAGCUGUUCGCGCUCAUGACCCUGCCAUCGGAAAUGCCCUGGAACAUAUUGACCGAGCCAAGGCCUUGGCAGUCGAUCUAGAAUAUCGCAUUUGGGAAUACUCGGUCUAUGAUAAUUGGGGACCAGACCUGUGGGGCUGGGAUCCUGAGGCGUGGCAAAUGAACACUCAGUCACAAUUCCAUAGCUUCUUGGGCGAGAUCAAUGCCGCAAAGGAGCUGAUCAAGGAUCGAGAUCCAGCGUUUAAAGCUCUCCUUGAGGAUUUUCUGAAUGAGCCACUUGAGUUUCUUCAUGGGCCGGGCUCCCGCCUGACGCAUUAUUUGUAUUGA
Molecule: messenger RNA, 543 nt
Organism: Penicillium macrosclerotiorum
Lineage: Eukaryota; Fungi; Ascomycota; Eurotiomycetes; Eurotiales; Aspergillaceae
Exons: 1
Coding region: 1-543 (180 amino acids)
Source: RefSeq, a predicted model, not a curated record